AGCGUUGUUGUUGGAGGGCGAAUUGUGUGUUUGUAGGUGUUGCCUCCGUAUAGAUACCUUCCGCAGCCAAAUGGAGUCGUACCGGUCGACGAUAGAUCCCUGUGCAGGCAAUGGUGGGGGAUUCCAGACCCAGGAAAUGCGACAGCAAGGAUCUGUCUCGUGCUCCUCGCCUUCACCGGCGACUAUGCAGUCCUUCAGCGGGCAAAUGCAGGAGGUUGUGCGUGCGGGGCCGAUUCAAGUGCCACCUGCUCGUGUGCACUCUCCAUCUGUCCAUCAUGCGGAAGGUGCACGUCGAUGGUUCGUUGUUCGACCCACUGCAGAAAGUCUGCACGCAGGCCCCGUGCACACGGGCCAGACGUCGUUUUGCACACAGGUUGGAGGCGGGUAUGGCAUGCCUUCUCCGCACAUGUUCCUGGGCGGCGGUGGAUAUGGCAUUGCUCCGCACAUGUACCCCACCCAGCACACUAUGGAAAGGGGCGGAGUGAUGAGGGACGAGUGGCAGUGGUCCCCACAUUGUCGACCACCGUCGCAGCCCAUGCAUGGCAGGUUGUCCGCUCCCUCGCCCAUGUCGGUGAGGCGGUCUGCUGCCGAGCCCUCACCUUUGAUGGCAAUGUGCAAGGAGAGGAUAUGGAUGAGGGGUGGCCUGUCCACAGUGCAACUUCAUCGCCUGCCGGCUUGCAAGGUCGUUCCUUUGGUGGCCAGGAAGAUGAGUUGGUUGGCGACAAUGAAGUUGAAGGUGAUGGCGGUGACAUUGAUGGGCAAAACUCUGACAACGUCGGCGGAGGAUUGUCGUAAGAAGUGGCAGGGCAUGCUGGCGGCAGCGAAGUUGAUUCUCGACAAGUGUGAGAAUGCUUCGGGGAAACCUUCGUACUGGGACAUGACCGUUGACGAGUGGAAGGCGGAGCAGGUGCCACUAGGCUUUGAGAAAGCUCUGUGGGAAGCGAUGGAGUGGAAACUCAAUCGGCCAUCCAUCAAGUGUGACAAGACGCUGGCAUCCGAGAACCUGCCAGGUAAUGCGGGGGGGAAUUCAACGUGCGGCAGUUCAGCACAGCCGUCAUCGGGAAGGAGUGCUUCCGACGGCAAAGCAACGGAGGAUUCGGACCAAGCAGCGAAGACCCGGAGGACGAACACCGGCGAAACCAGGAUGGACGACACAAUCAGCGGUGGGACAGCAUUGGGUAGGGCGAUGGAGGACGCCACACGGUCGUACGGCGAGGGUUUAGAUAAGGCCGCUGCCACUCUGGCGAAGGCAACAUCGGAGGCAGGCUCCGCGAUUGCGGCGAAGAUCUGUGAUGUGGCAGAUGCCAUGCGUGGCGGGAACACUGCCCUUGAGAUGCUCGUGGGGGUUCUUGCGAGGCGCGGGGGUGGGGGGAACAGUGCUGCAUACGAGAGGGCGGAUACAGACCCCUCGACACGUUAAAACUCGUAUAUAUAUAUAUAUAUCGUCAAAUAUAUAUAUAUAUAUAUAUGUAUAUAUAUAUAUAUAUGUAUAUAUAUAUAUAUAUAUAUAUAUAUAUGGCCUGUCGUUUUCCCGUCCUGACAUCC
Molecule: messenger RNA, 1545 nt
Organism: Chara braunii
Lineage: Eukaryota; Viridiplantae; Streptophyta; Charophyceae; Charales; Characeae
Source: the annotation of a GenBank genome assembly